AUGAAGCUCCUCGCGAUCUUCCUCCUUGCCCUCAUGGGCUUCCUCGAGAUCGCCUCAGGCGCCGUUAUCACUGGCGUUUCCGACGAUCUCACCGGAUCUGCCGUCGCUGGAGACUGCCAUAACGGCGACGAGAAGUGCUCUAUCCUCCCAAUCAUCCUUCUCGGCCGCCACUCCAUCAAGCGCUGCAUCAACCACAACUGGGUUGACGUCGAGAUCUGCAACGUCGGGGCCAUCUGUAACUCAGACCCUUCACCUCACUGUACCCUCGCGACCAUCGAUGGUGAGAUCGCUGACAAGGACAAGGCCUCUGCUGUCACCUCCAACGAGAUUUCAUCCAGACAACAGGUCUGUCUUGAAGGCACUCAGCAGUGCGCCUACCUUGAUCCGAUCAAGCGGCACAUCAUCCAACGCUGCUAUGGCCGCAAGUGGGUUAACACCAAGGUCUGCGAAGCCACCGAGACCUGCAUCGGUGGAGCUGCGCCCCAGUGUGUCGCUCAGACCGUGCUGUCUCGCGACGAGACUGACGAAGAGGAAAUCGACGAAGAGGACUCCAACCCAGACGACAUCGACGCCGAUCUCGCCCACAAGUCCGACCUCCCCUGCACAAAAUCGCCCUCUCCUCCUCUUAGUGACUAA
Molecule: messenger RNA, 636 nt
Organism: Alternaria arbusti
Lineage: Eukaryota; Fungi; Ascomycota; Dothideomycetes; Pleosporales; Pleosporaceae
Exons: 3
Coding region: 1-636 (211 amino acids)
Source: RefSeq, a predicted model, not a curated record